This is a messenger RNA of Plasmopara halstedii, 2637 nucleotides long. RefSeq names its product Phosphatidylinositol kinase (PIK-H2). Gene Ontology annotation, cellular component: cytoplasm; membrane. Gene Ontology annotation, molecular function: 1-phosphatidylinositol 4-kinase activity. Bases 1 to 2637 code for a protein of 878 amino acids. Gene Ontology annotation, biological process: phosphatidylinositol phosphate biosynthetic process; phosphatidylinositol-mediated signaling. NCBI's taxonomy places the organism in Eukaryota, Oomycota, Peronosporomycetes, Peronosporales, Peronosporaceae. The record is from RefSeq and is a predicted model, not a curated record. The transcript is spliced from 3 exons.
AUGAAGGCUAUAUCUAGAAGCUCGUUCUCGUUUUCUUCCAGGUCGUCCAAAAAGCUGGUUGACCAGGAGCACGGAUGUCAGCAUAGUACUAUUGAAGAUUUAGCUGGUCACGAUGAUGACACUAAGAAAGAGCCAGGCAUUUGUGGCACGGAAUCUAGCGACAAUGAUUAUGCACUUAACGAUGCAGAUCUCAAUGAGCAAAAAAUUGAGGGGUUUCUUGUGUUUUGCAAGCGUGUGCGCCGACAGCGCUAUUGUAUCUUGCAAAGCAGAACUAUGCUUGUGUUUAAAAAUAAACCUGGCGAUUCAGCGUCGCCUGGUGUUCCUUUAAAACAGAUCUAUGUGGCCGGUGUCAAAGAUGUCAUGCAGCUUGACGCGGGCGUGCGAGUUGCGCUGAUAGGAACUGGUGCACCAGGAAAUUACGACAAGACUUUUGUGAUUAGCUCGCACAAGUCAAAGCUGGUUGUGGUAGAAACCGGCUCCUCUGCCGAGAAGGAGCGCUGGUUGCAGACACUUUUCACAAUCGAUAUGCCUAUUUGCAAGUGCGAGAAACUUUCCUCGAAAUUUAUACUGCUUGAUGAUAACUUUGACGCCCAUACGGCUGUAACGUUGCUGCACAAGCAUCGCACAGACGCCGUGGCAACUGGAUUAGUAUUAGAUCGUUUGACUUCGUAUGCCGACAAAAAUGUUGAUGAUGUCGAAUUUUACAUUCAGCAAAUCGUUCACUUGACCGUUAAUAUCGAGCAGGCAGCACCAGAGAAGCUGGUAAAUUUGCUGCUUUCGAUAUGCCGCGCAAAAGCAUAUGUUGAACAUCUUGGAAAUUGCAUUCACUUAGCGCUGCAGUUGUUCUGGCUUCUGGAGGCUAAGAUUGCUGACAAUGACCCAAAAACGUACAACUUGUGUGCCAUGCUGCUCAUGUCGAUCGAGGCUAAAGUUGUCAAUCAACACUUCGAACUACCCAGCACGCAAACGUCGGAUGAUGUAACUCUACGUCUCAUGGAUAUUCCUUUGAUGAAGGAAAAGCUGGAACAAAUGUCCGCUGAAAUUGAAAUGCGAAGUGUUGAGUCAAAGAUGGAAGUAUUCACCACAGGGCACGCGAUGGGCGGCGUUGCCUCUCCUCUGCCAGUUGAUUUAAAAGGGUAUCAACCAGCGUUAUUGUUGCAGUGGAUGGAAAAAGAGCGUCAGAAGCGUUACAAGUACUUUCACCAGCAGCGGGACUUUGUGAAGGCACUUUCAGAUAUAUCAGAACGUAUGCGUGUCGUUGACCCUCCUCAGAACCGCAAAUCAUUUUUGCCCAGAGAACUGAACUCGUUGGUAGUCCCGGAUAUGGCAUAUAUUCCUCUCGGUCGCGUAUCAGAUCCGUUCUGUCGUAUCACUCGUGUGCUGACAGACGAAGGAACCGUUUUUUCUACCCAUAGUCGUGCUCCGUGCUUGCUUUGUUUCGAGGUCAUUGAAGACCAAGUCAAUUCUGCUGGUCAGCGCAGAUUCUCGGCAGACCAAAAGGAGGCUCACAAAUUGUCUUCUGAAUUCACGUCUGAUUCAGUUCGGGCAAAAUUAGAAGCCGAAGUUGCUGAUCUUCUGACCAACCCGUCGUCAAGUGUUAUUGCUCUGCAUGAUGCUCGAAACCUUACGUGCACAGUAAAUUCAGUAGAGGCAAUUGACUUAAUUUCUGAGCAAAGCACAACGGGCUCGCAGCAGUAUAAUCUUAUUCGCAGAUGCUCCAAGACAGCUUAUGAUAUGGGUCUUUCAAAACUUCUGAGUGCAACUGAGGUGUUUGGAGAGGGCUGGGAAACCAAGAAAGAGCGAAUUCGCGCGUCAUCCCCGUACGGACACUUACCUGGUUGGAACGUUGUCUCGCUCAUCUCCAAGAGCAACGAUGAUAUCCGCCAAGAAGUCUUUGCCAUGCAGCUUAUCACCACUUUUCAAGACAUUUUCCGCGACAGUGCUCUACCGCUGUGGCUACGUCCGUAUCGAAUCGUGUCAACGGGCCGCACAUGCGGCCUGCUAGAAACAAUCACCGACGCGCACUCGUUGGACGGCCUCAAAAAGAAACGCGGUUACGCGGGUCUGUUGGCCCACUUUGAGGGAACCUACGGUACCGGCGACGCUUUUAAAAAGGCUCAGCGCAACUUUAUGCACAGUCUCGCAGCAUACUCCGUCGUGUGCUAUCUGCUUCAGAUUAAAGACCGCCAUAAUGGAAAUAUAAUGCUCGAUACGGAGGGGCAUAUCGUACACAUAGACUUUGGAUUUAUGCUAGGCAUUGCACCAGGAGGCAACUGGAGCUUUGAGACGGCACCAUUUAAGCUUACGAAAGAGAUGGUCGAUGUGUUAGGCGGGGUGUCAUCCUCAUUGUUUGGCGAGUUCGUGCAGUUGGUGGCGCUAGGAUUGCUAGCGGCUCAACGUCAAAAUGAGCGGGUUGUGGCACUAGUUGAAAUAAUGAUGCACAACUCGACGUUCCCGUGCUUUCAAGGACGUGAUGUGUCUCGCGACCUUCAGAGGCUUCGCAGUCGCUUUAUGUUACAAUGCUCAAAGGAGCAAGUAGUCAAAGCAGCGGUGAAGAUGAUACGCAAUAGUUACAAAAAUAAGUGGACGAAACGCUACGAUCAGUUUCAAAAAAUUACAAACGGCAUAAUUCCUUAA